Ceraceosorus bombacis is the source of this 1688-nucleotide messenger RNA. The record is from the annotation of a GenBank genome assembly. NCBI's taxonomy places the organism in Eukaryota, Fungi, Basidiomycota, Exobasidiomycetes, Ceraceosorales, Ceraceosoraceae.
AUGUCAGAUCCCUUUGCUGAGCUACCCCUGGAGGUGCUACAGCUCAUACUCGACCACGUGCACCCUUAUGACUGGCGGGAUCCGCGGAGCAGGGGUCUGCCAAGGAACAGAUGGCUUCCUUUUCUCUCCGCUGUGAGUUCUCCACUACAGGACGAGCGACGCACACACACCGACAUCAUGCAAGCCUAACCCGUACGCAUUUCCCGCAGUCUCCAGCAUGCUUUGCAUACAUCAUGCGAAAGAAUUGGCGUCACUUGACCGCGCGCAUGGAUCGUAUCCUCGGUCAGAUCGAGAGCCUAGAAGCCCUUCCUUGGCUUUGUGAUGAGGUCCAGAGCGUGAACACCGGAGAAGAGCACUUGUCGUACAACGCGUUUGCACCGGAACUGUGGAGCCCAGGAGGCUCGCGAUGCGCCUUUCUCGAUCCGGAUAUCAGGUCAAUUCCCCCCAUAGAGACCCGCGUCUUUAUGGACAGACGGCGUAUUCUACGACGGCUAUACAGCGACCAUGAGAACCUCCUCACCUCAGAAAUUGUGGAACGGCUUGCUCAGCGCAAACAAAGAGCAGUCGAGCAAGGACGGCCUGAGUCGCCUCUUCCCCCUUGUCCUUUGCGCCAUCUGUGUGACCUUUGUGCCAAUCAAGACAAAGAAGGAUGGCCAUGGAAGGAACCGGCAGACUUUUAUGAUUCGGAUGCCUUCACAUUCGAAACUCCAGAUGCCGAUUGGACAAAGACAGAGGACGCUCUUGCAGGUCGCAAUGGACCUUUCGGCAAGGGUCUCAUACCAAACAUGGAAAAUUACAACGACUACGAAAAGGCUUUGCUGCGUCUGCUUGAGCUGUGCAGGCCUGCACGGUUGAUUUGCGAUGAGAGAGCCUGGAGGCUCUCGGAGGAAGCGGUCACACGCAUUGCCGAAUUGGGAUGCGUCAAGGAACUAAGCAUCGGAGCGCAAAUCGUUGACUGCGGGGUUCGGAAUGCUGGCUGCACUAGUAACGACACCCACAUACCAAUCCCAUGUGAGGCGUUCGAGCGCUUUGUUGCCGUAGCAGUGGGAAUACUUUGCUGAUGGACCUUGAUCUCAGCCUAUUACGCCCUCCUCAUAAAGCAAGCUGAAAAACUCACAAUCUCUGUGGAGUGGCAGCACGAUGACGCGGGACGGGUAGACGCAGCUGAUUUUAACGUCGAUGAAUGGGACGCGGAGUCGUUACGCGCAGAGUAUGCGACUUCUGGGGACGCAAGGCAGAUUUUUCCGCCCCGGAAACUCAUUGACGACGCAUCGCCCAAUAGCCUCGCAGGUCGUCUAUUGUACCUGCUGGAGGCAGCGACGCAGGUGGAACAGCUGGUCAUCAUGGACAUGUUCGCUGAGGCAGCACUGUACAGUGCGCGCCUAUUACCUCUUUUCGCAUGCCUGCACAGCUUGUUAUUUGCGGAUGCGUACCAUUGUGGAGAGGAGUCUCCGGACUUGGACGGCCCCUCGGCCCCGACUACCCACGCGCUUCAACAACUGCGCCCGGAAUUCCUGGACCUCGUAGCCGCAAAACCUCAAGCCCCUUUCCUCACGGUUGAAGACGUUCAACAAGUUGCCAAUCAAGAGCAAAUGAAGCCAAUUGCCGAAAACUUGCGCAAAAUGGCACCUCAAAUUGUUGAGCGCUUCAAUGCAAGAGAAGGCUUCGAUACGUCCAAAGCUGGCUAG